GGCUCCAUUGUUGUAAAUGCCCCCAGCCUCCCGCAUUGCCUCUCGCAUUGCCUCCCGCAUUGCCUCUCGUCCCCUCCGUCUCUCCCGCAUCUCUGCUCCAUCUCUGCCGACCAGCGGCGACUCCUCCAGAUCGACUCUCCGUCGACUGCGAAGUUACAGGAUGCGUCUCCUGAUCGUGUCGGCGCUGGUGCUGCUGGCCGUGGUGCCGAUCCUCGCGGCGCCCCCCAAGGAGAAGAAGGCCCGCAAGAAGCCGCGCCCCACGGAGCCACCGCCGCCGCCGCCGCCGGAGCCCGAAUACGUUGUCGAGGCCCCACAGGACCCCGUGCCCGACCUCAGCAACUACGACGACCUCCUGAAUUACGACACCGAACUGCUGGCGGAGCCCAAGGAGGAGGCCGGGUUGCUCAUCCCGAAGACGGAGGCACAGCCCAAGGCACCCGUGACCGAGAAGCCAAAGACCGCACCGCCCCCCGCCGCGGGUGGAGCAGGGGGAGCAGGGGGACCAGGGCUGUUUGGCCAGGAGGCACCAAUAGGCCUCCCCACGUGCCUGCUCUGUGUGUGCCUGCGUGGCUCCGUCUACUGCGACGACAACGACCUGGACGCCAUCCCGUCGCUCCCUCGCGACACCUCCUACUUCUACGCGCGAUACAACCGCAUUGGCACCGUGCGGCUCGCCGACUUCCAGGGCCUGACCCGUCUCAAGCGCAUCGACCUGUCCAACAACGAGGUGGCCAGCGUGGAGACCGGCGCGCUGGUGGGGCUGGUGGCGCUGGAGGAGCUGAACCUCGGCAGCAACCGCCUGACGGCAAUCCCGGCGCUGCCCUCCUCCCUGCGUCAGCUCGACCUGCAGCACAACCAGCUGGUCAACAGCGGCCUCCCCGUCGACGUCUUCAGGGAUAUGAAUCUGCUCACCUACCUCUACCUUGGCAACAACCGCCUCGACCACAUUCCCGUGCCAUUCCCCAUGAGUCUCCGCGUGCUGCACUUGCAGUACAACAACGUGCAGGAGAUCCGAGACGACACGUUCUGCAGCACCAAGCAACCGAUUAUGCGUCGCGUCCUGGAGGACAUCCGCCUGGACGGCAACCCGGUCAACCUGAGCCGCACACCCAACGCCUACGUGUGCCUGCCUCGGCUGCCCACGGGCCGCACGUACUGACACCACCACCACCACAAGCACGACAACAAACAUCAACAACGCAAGAACACAACAAACAUCAACAGCACAACAUCAACAACGCUCACGUGUAUCUGCCGUGCCUGCCCACGGCCUCACACACUGACCAACACCACAACAAAAAGAACCACAACACGAGAUGUUAACUGCCUCGCCAGGUAUGCAGGAGGUCGUGGGCUCGACCCCGACCCUGUCGCCUGCUGUAUAUUUGGAGUUUGCAUGUCUUUCCGCCCGUGGUCGCGUGGAUUUUUCUCCGGGUCCUCCGGUUUUCCCCUCCACAUUUAAAGUCGACGUGCAUUUAGGGUAUUUGGCUGCUAUAAAUGUCCACGUGAUAAGCCCCUUUGUUGAGCUAUCAUUUGUGACCAGGUCGCAUCUGAAAAAGAGCCAUAGAGCUCAAUGGGCUUGAACCUGGUAAAAUAAAAAUAAAAAUUGUGAUUUGAAA
Lethenteron reissneri (Far Eastern brook lamprey) is the source of this 1619-nucleotide messenger RNA. Its product is annotated as opticin-like. The record is from RefSeq and is a predicted model, not a curated record. Gene Ontology annotation, biological process: bone development; articular cartilage development. NCBI's taxonomy places the organism in Eukaryota, Metazoa, Chordata, Hyperoartia, Petromyzontiformes, Petromyzontidae. Gene Ontology annotation, molecular function: protein binding. Gene Ontology annotation, cellular component: extracellular matrix.